Molecule: messenger RNA, 3200 nt
Organism: Varanus komodoensis (Komodo dragon)
Lineage: Eukaryota; Metazoa; Chordata; Lepidosauria; Squamata; Varanidae
Gene: ATE1
Product: arginyltransferase 1
Exons: 12
Coding region: 382-1830 (482 amino acids)
Biological process (GO): protein arginylation
Cellular component (GO): cytoplasm
Molecular function (GO): arginyl-tRNA--protein transferase activity
Source: RefSeq, a predicted model, not a curated record
GCUUUUGACAGCCGUAGCUGCACGUGUCGCUCCAUCGCAUCCCUGGGAGAAAGGCUGGUGCCCGGAGGCGCAGAAAGAGCCCCCGUCACUGCCUGGGCAUCCCUCCCGGUCGCCAGCCCACCCAUUCCAGGGCUGCUUCGCUAUUACGAGAACUCGAAUAGCCCGAAAGAAAAAUGGCGGAAGCAACACACAGGUCCCGUUUGUUUUUCCGAGCUCCGCCCUCUUCUUAUUGCCGCUGUCAUCCGUCGGAAAUGCCUCUAAAUAGAGGCGCGUAUCAUGUCACCAUUUAGGCAAAAAGUUGUGAAGGUGAAAAAAAAAAGUAGCGAAAUAGAAAUGUGGUGGAGGAAGGUCUUUCUCCGCUGCGACCCGAAAUAGUAAGGCAUGUGGGCUCAUACAUUGACUGUUCAAGAUUAUCAAGAUCUUAUAGACAGAGGAUGGCGAAGGAGUGGAAAAUAUGUCUACAAGCCCACUAUGGACCAAACAUGCUGUCCUCAGUAUACAAUAAGAUGCCAGGCAUUACAUUUCCAGCCUUCCAGAUCUCAUAAGAAGGUUUUAAAGAAGAUGCUGAAAUUCUUAACAAAAGGGGAACUUUCCAAAACAGAUAAUGAUGUGGAGCCCAUGGAUUCCCACACCAAAGAUGCUGCUGGCUGCAGUUUUUUGUUAAGAAGUGAACCGGACGUCAGCCAUUCUGAACUAGAACUACUCAGUGCUGAUCAUAUGGAGAAGGUGGAGAGUGAAGAAGAAACAGGACAGAAGAAUGUGAAUAAAGUGGACUCUGCACAUGAUGAACCAUGUAAAGAGAAAGCCAGUGCUAAUCCUGGCAAAGCAUUGCAGUCAGCUAAAGUUGGUAAUUCAAGUCUCAAACCAGGCAAAGGAGCAGACCUGAGUAAACCACCUUGCCGUAAAGCCAAGGAAAUACGAAAGGAACACAAAUUGCAGAGGUGUCUUAAGAACCAGACGCAGAACCCUGCACUUCAAGCAGCAGCUCAGACUUUACUCACUCAGAAUGCUAAAACAAAUCAACCCAAAUCGAUUGAAGACUUCAUUUUUGUCACCUUACUUCCAGAAGCUCUGCACAGAUUAGAGGUGAGGUUAGUGCCAGUGUCUUUUGAGGAUCCACAGUUUAAAUCAUCUUUCACCCAGUCUGCCUCUUUAUUUGCCAAGUAUCAGAUGGCCAUACAUAAGGACUCUCCUUUUGAAUGUAACGAGGACCAGUUCACACGGUUUCUCUGUGACUCUCCACUUGAGGCAGAAAAUCUUCCAAACAGUCCAGAAUGUGGUUAUGGUUCUUUCCAUCAGCAGUAUUGGCUUGAUGGAAAAAUAAUUGCUGUGGGUGUAAUUGACAUCCUUCCAAAGUGUGUAUCUUCAGUGUAUCUCUACUAUGACCCUGAUUAUUCAUCUCUGUCUUUAGGAGUUUACUCUGCACUAAGGGAAAUUGCUUUUACUCGACAACUUCAUGAAAAGGCCCCUGACCUAAGCUAUUACUACAUGGGAUUUUAUAUUCAUUCGUGCCCUAAAAUGAGAUACAAGGGCCAGUACAGACCUUCUGAGUUGCUUUGUCCAGAGACAUAUGUCUGGGUACCCAUUGAGCAGUGCCUGCCUUCCCUGGAGCAUUCAAAAUAUUCUCGCUUUAAUCAGGACUUAAAUGCAGAUGAUGAAGGGAAUGUGAAGGAACUAGACAGAGUUUGGAUUCUCCAUAAAAGAACAGCCAUGCGUUAUAGCAUGUAUAAGAGAAGGCAAAAGGGGCCAAGUGAUGAAGAAAGUGUUCGCCAAUAUGCAACUCUGGUGGGACAGACAUGUUCAGAGCGGAUGUUGCUUUUUAGAAGCUGAAGUGUUUGUUGUGUGAGUGUUCUUUGAAAUAUAUACUAUUGCACUACUGCUGGUUUGUAUGGUUCUGCAGUUUGAUGUUGAUAUGCCUAUUGAAGAUAAGAUAAAGACAUGUUAAGUAUUUCUUUGUGCUUACAGGAAAUUAAUACUUUGGCAUAUCUUGAAAGGAAAUACCAUUUUGUCAAGUUAUAUCAAGGGUCUGGCAGAAUAUAAUAAUCUUUUGUUGUAUUUCAUAAUCCUAAUCUCCUCUUUGCUUUCUGAGAAGUGUGCAUCAUUUGAAGUGCUAAGUAAUGGGAACAUAUUUUUCUCUAGUUUUUGUAGAUACCUGAAUGGAAGAAUAUUUAAAGUCACUCGGGUGCUGAAACAUAUGAAAGCUGUGUGAAAUAUAUGUAAUUCCACUAAUUUAAUAGCAUCUUUCACUGUUGUAGGAGGAUAAGACACAAGUGGCAUGUUAAUAUUCAAGGUCCCAGUUAAACUAGGGUGCUUGGAUUUAAGACUGUGCUUGUUCUGUUGAAUUCAAUAGCAAAACCAGAUUCUUUCAGAUUGUGGACCUGGCUUAUGGAAUCUAUGCACUGUAGAAUUUUAGACACUGACUGCAAAAAUAAUUUGCUUUAAAUAUGUUCUAUAUUAGUCUCAAAAUACUGAGGAACUUGGAGAUUUUUGUAAUUAAAUUGAUACUUGGGGAAAUUGAAGCCAAGGAUAGGUUUAUGGUCAAAUUACCAAAGAGAUUACUUUAAAUAAGGGUUAAGGUUAAAUAAGAGCAGCAGAAUGAAUAACAGCUUGAUAUAUAUCCCGUUUUUGUGGUGGUGGUUUUGUAUUUUUUAUGCCUAUUUGUUCCCAUUGAAAAUUGUAGAACUCAUUUUCCAGCCAGAAAAAGGGCAACAAGUUUGACAGUACAAAAUACUGUUUAAAGCAACAGCAGCAAACAAUCAAGCAAACAAAACGCAGUUGUAGCAGUAGAAUGCAACUAUAGCUACUAUUGCUGUUUGAGCUGGAUGUCCAGAACUAUACAUUCGUUUCUGAUAUUGCAAUCAUAAAAUAAACAGAUUUAUCUUUAAAAGAAUUGAUAAAUAAUCUUGUUAUAAAACAGUUUUCAUAGUUUUGUCCAUGUUUGCCCAGAAAAGGCCACAGUAAUGCAUUUGAAAUUUACCUACAUUGCGGGAUGAAACAAAAUACUGCCUUGAGUUUGCUUGGAAACAUGACCCUGAGUCAGAGAUUCUUGUGCAUAGUAUAGUGUGAGUUAUAUUCAUGCUUUUUGCAAGGAGAACUAGCUUUAUGAAAAAUAUUGUUAGAAUGGUCCAUAAGCAUACAAUUGGUACCUCAUUUGGAACUGCUUAUUAAACCCAAAAUAAAUCACACUCUUCUGAAGUCCA